CCGCUGCCAACAUCCGCUCUGACUCCAUCUUACAGCUGAUCACAACAAGUCCUGGGUGCAAAUGGGGCGUUGAACCCGUGAUUUGACACGGGUGUUGAAGUAAGGUAUUACCAGUUGCUACUUGGUUCUGCGUGAUGCAAAGGGUUUGCUUGGUGAGACCCAGAUAUCAUCAUCUCUCUUAAAACUGAACAAAAAUGAUCAGCCUAUAGGAUAUGGCAUCUCAAUCAGUUUCAUCUCCUUGGCCAUAUUAAUACUGGAUUUUCUUGGGAUACAUUUUCUGUUUCCAAAGGCCAUUGUGCUCUUACCAUAUUGUGUGAAAACUUGACAACCUGCUUGAAAGCAGUGUUUAACCAAGAUUUCGUAAGAAGUGCAUUGAUUAUUAUGAAACAUGGACCCCAAUACAGUUGACAGUCCAGUGACCUUGGUCAUUAAGGCUCCAAACCAAAAAUAUGAUGAUCAGACUAUAAACUGUUUUCUAAACUGGACUGUGGAAAAACUGAAAUCACACCUUUCUAAAGUUUACCCAAGUAAACCGUUAUCCAAGGAUCAAAGGCUAGUAUACUCUGGAAAGCUUCUUCCAGACCAUCUUCAGCUAAGAGAUGUUUUGAGAAAGCAAGAUGAGUAUCACAUGGUACACUUAGUAUGUGCCUCACGGACUCCACCUGGAUCACCAAGACCUGGCAUGAGCAAAAGCAGGAGCUCACCUGAAUCACUGGGAACAACAACUUUGGACAACUCAGGAACAUCUGCAAGUCCAGAAACAACAUCUGAGUCUGCAGGUUCAAGUAUGGAGAGUUUAAGACAUCGGAGCCAGCAAUUGCAAGUUAGCCCUGAGCAGAGUCGUGCUCCCCCGUAUUUUAUGCAAGGCCUUGCUAAUCAGCUCCCUGUACAACCUGGACUUUCAGUUGGGUUUCCCAUCUACCCAGCAUACAACCCAGUGCAGAUUCUUUGGUGGCAACAAAUAUAUGCACGACAUUAUUAUAUGCAGUAUCAAGCUGCUACUGCAUCAUCACAUGCACCUACAUCGAUACUGCCUGCCCCUCCAGUGGCUUCACAGUCUGUAGCUCCUCCUCCUCCUCCUCCACCACCAGCACAGAACGAACCCCCAGUUCUUCCAAAUGCUGCUAUUCCAGAGAACAGACCCGUCAACCAGAAUAUCCAAAUGAAUGCUCAAGGUGGGCCAGUGAUCAACGAUGAUGACUUGAACCGGGACUGGCUGGACUGGAUGUAUACAUUCUCUCGAGCUGCCAUUCUGCUGAGCAUAGUCUACUUCUAUUCCUCCUUCAGUCGCUUCAUUAUGGUGAUGGGAGCCAUGCUGCUUGUUUACUUGCACCAAGCAGGCUGGUUUCCAUUCAGGCAAGAUGUACAGAAUCCAGGUGGUGAUCUUAAUGCCGAGGAGCAGGGAGCAGAGCCACAACAGGACAUGCAGGAAAUGGAACGUCUAAUGGAUGAAGGCUUGGAAGAAGACAGAGGGAAUGAUGGGCUUCAAGAGGCUAAUGCAGCUCAGAACCCUGGUCUCCUAGCCUUGGCCUGGUCUUUUAUUACAACAUUUUUUACAUCACUCAUUCCUGAAGGACCACCAAAUGCUGCCAACUAGACCAUAAUGCAGGACUCCCUUGGCCUGUGAUUUGUUUAGCAAUGCAUUUAAAUGCACUUCCUUUUCAAAGGCACGUUAUGUAUGAUUAUAUAUUUCAUUUGAAGAACGGUUCAUCUAAAUUUAAGCUCCACUUAUGUUCGUCAAGUUUCUUAAUCAUGAUACGUAAUGUAUUUCAAAGAAAUAACAGACGUUGUCUUCCAUUCAAGCUUUGGAAAUGGCAUACAGUAUGUUGUCUCCUGUUUUAAAGGGGGAGAGACUACAGUAUAUGUCUAGUUAACCAAGUACCUAGUCAUACAACUUCAUUUUGAAAGUUUUCUUGUAACAAGAGUAAUCUUUUUUUGUAUAUGUGUCCAACAAUAAAGAAACUAUAACUUUGAGGAUGAUGAUGAGGCAA
Erpetoichthys calabaricus (reedfish) is the source of this 1991-nucleotide messenger RNA. RefSeq names its product HERPUD family member 2 (gene herpud2). Bases 389 to 1597 code for a protein of 402 amino acids. Gene Ontology annotation, biological process: endoplasmic reticulum unfolded protein response. The record is from RefSeq and is a predicted model, not a curated record. NCBI's taxonomy places the organism in Eukaryota, Metazoa, Chordata, Cladistia, Polypteriformes, Polypteridae. The transcript is spliced from 9 exons. Gene Ontology annotation, molecular function: protein binding.